Aedes albopictus (Asian tiger mosquito) is the source of this 2096-nucleotide messenger RNA. RefSeq lists its product as uncharacterized. NCBI's taxonomy places the organism in Eukaryota, Metazoa, Arthropoda, Insecta, Diptera, Culicidae. The record is from RefSeq and is a predicted model, not a curated record. Bases 1293 to 1703 code for a protein of 136 amino acids. The transcript has 2 exons.
AGCUUGACUGACACCCCCUGAGGCAUUGUGUUUGUAUAUAACUUUUUAAUCCGAACUGGUACAUAGAGGUGCAAAGCUGUGCAAUGAAAUUUAUAGUUUUAAUUUGUUUAGCUGAGAUGAGUUUAGCCAAACGUUUCCUUUGGAACGCUGUUUAAAACUUCAUCGAUAGAUGUGCUAUAUCCCGACUCAUUGGCGGUGUACUUGAAUCAACAGUUAGGAAAUGUCUAUUCGUGUUUUAUAGGUUUGCAAGGUGAAAAUAUAUUACAUAUAUUGAUACACAAACCUGGACAUAAUUAACCCUAAAAGGGAUACCUGGGGUCCAUUGGACCCCAGGCGCCUUUCAGAGCUCGUCUUUGAUGGAACACACUCAGCGAGGUGACGAAACUGAGGCCAUGAAGGUAUCCCUUUUAGGGUUAACUCGCUAAGACUUGUGCUAUGUUAUGUAUGCUUUAAUCGGAGCUAGUCGGUCAUGUAGCCAGCAUUGACUACCGUUUCAGUGGCGUAUAAAAUGCCAUCAUCUUCAUUUUACGUAAACACAUAAACCACCUAAACAGAUUUUUAUUUUUUAGGCGCUUUGGUUCCAUAAAAACGGGCGCGGUGAUGGUCGGCAUGCUGGCAAAAUUCAUUACAGAAUGGAAUGUCUUGCUAAGCAGUCCGACAGUCGAGUAUUCCUCCGGCAGCGUAGAUCCGAUCAAGAACCACAGACUUCGGAUGCAACGGAACAAGCUCAGGGUGUGGCAAACAUCGACGAACUGGUACAAUGAUUUUAGUAAUUAUGUUUAUUAGUGCAUAAUCAUAUUCAAAUGUGUUUAGGUGAACGAACUGCGGUUCAUUGUGCCAUCGGAACAGGAGAAGGCGCGAAUUCUAGAGCUAUGGAAGCAAACAUUGGUACAACGGAACAGCGCCAGAGAUGAAGGAACGUUUUGGCAAUACAUGAAGGAUUUUGCUGUUGCUUUUUCUUUUGGCGGAGUGCUGGUAUGUAUGGUUGUAUGCCAUUCAAUAUAAUAAUGUUUACGCCAUUUAACUCUUUUCUGUAUCACAUUCCAUUUUUUUUGCUUUUGUAAUUUUGAUCAAACAAGUAUUCUUUUAUUAACUUUUCGUUUUUUUAUAACUUUAUUCUAGCUUUAGCAAUUAAACGCUUUACCGUAGACCAAUUAUUUAGUACUUUUUUAUUCCUGUUCCAGAUUUCCCUUGAUUUCGAGUUGCUGAAACCGACUGCUAGCUGUUUCGAAGAUGCUUGGAAUUCCAUCGAAUCCAAAAUUCUGGAUCAAUUCCGAAACGUCCACAGGUACAUGAAGAACGAUGUUCUAAAAGUUCUCGCCGUAAUCCGUGAGAAAAACCCGAGUCGCGGUGCUAAACGGCCCCGUGAGGAAAGCGAGGCACGUAAAUUGAACCCGCUACACGGUAUCAUCGAGUGGAUUGAUCCGGAAUUGGAAAUACCGACAACCGAAGUCCCUAUCAUCUACAUCGUGGAGAAGUUUUUCGAAAUCGGCGAUUGCUACCUGGUCUGGAACGACGUCACGGUUCCAGUUGGAAACGACAUCCUGGCUGCCUUCAUACUCCUGUGCAAAUCCUUCACAGUCUUCAACGUGAAAUGUUGUGCAUCCGACAAGCUUUUUUAUUCUUUUUUCCAUGCAUUCUGCUUCAAAUUGGAGCCACUCAGUACCACAAGCAACAAGUUCCUUGAUAAACUCAUUGAAUGAGUGAGUGAUGGUGGACGUAUUGAAGCAUCCUUAAAAACGAUUGAUUAAAUAUACGCUUUUGGCAAUGAAUUCGCUUAUUGGUAAUAUAAGAUAUAUUUAUUUGCAAAAAAGAAUAACUACAUUGACUGCCACAAUUAUCGUUAUUUAUUCUAAUCAUUAUAUUCAAAACCGUUUUCCAUAACCGAAAGAUUCGGCAUUUUUUUUCCUGACUGUUUACAAUUUUUGCCGAGAUUUCAGUUUUUUUUAACCGAGAUUUUCAGUAAGAAAUGCCAUCUGUCAUUUUACCACAAACCGAGAUUGUCAGUACUGAACAAACUGCCGAGAUCUGAACCGAGAGCUCGGCUGUGCGAUUCUCGGCAAAAAUUAACCGAGAUUCAGCAAAUAAAUCUAAGU